GCAGUGAAUUGAGGAAGCCCCAGCGGGGACGCACAAAGAAGAGACGGGCAACACAGGCGGACGGCUCAGAGAACACCCAGAGGAAUUGUGUUCAACAUCACUGGCAACAUUACGAUGACGCAGGCUCUACCUGAAGGGGUGUUGGUGAUCAUUUCUCCAACUGGAAUCAGUAUCUCCCAGACUGGACAGGCUGGAUCACAGGAAUCUCCCAAAGAGCCACCUAAUAAAGUGAAGAAAAUCCUUAAGGAGGAUUCAAGGCUUCUAGGGAUUCUCCAGAUUCUGAUUGGCCUGAUGAUCCUGUCCUUGGGGGGCAUUUUGGCUUCUAUUUCGGUCCACCCUGAUCUCCAGCCUUUGUUGGGGUACCCAUUCCUGGGAGCGGUGUUGUUCAUCAUUUCAGGUUCCCUUUCGAUUGCGGCUGAAAGAAAACCCACCAAACUGUUGAGACGAGGCAGCCUUGGAAUGAAUGCCAUUAGCGCCUUAGCUGCGGCUAUUGGGUUCCUGAUCCUCACCAUCAAUAUGGCCAAAAUCGCCUCCAACCCCGAUCUCUGUCAGCAUUCAAAUUCACACCAUCCCUUUGCCUGGGGUCAUUUUGACUAUGAUGAGCACGACCAGAUCGAAGAAACUACAGUAACAGUGAAGGCCGAAAUAACUGACCCCGAGGGACCUUUGUUAAUGCAGCAUUACUAUUAUUUACCUCACUUUCUUUUAAGCUUCUUGGACGAAUUGUGCUUCUUGGCUAAUUCCAGUUUGAAUGGGAUUAAAGCCAUGAUGCUCAUUCUCACCAUCCUGGAACUCUGCAUUGCCGCCUUCCUCACCUGCAUUAUGUGGAAAGCAUCCGACUUCCAGUAUAGCAGGAGAAUGAUUUUCCAGGCACAAUCUCAAGGAAUCAGUUCCUGCGGAUCUAGGACGGCGCGGCUCGAAUCUGACUAUGAGGAGCUGGUGACCGCUUACUAGCUGGAAAUCCACCCAUGUCACGGAGGAGCGAGUCCAGUGAUUGACACAUAGGCAGAGAAGAUGGGACAAGAAACAGGCUGAUAAUAACCUGCCUCCCCCUCCAGACUGUAAGCUCAUUGUGAGCAGGGAAUGUGUCUGUUAACUCUGUUGUACUGUGCCCUCCCAAGCACUUAGUACAGUGCUCGACUCAUAGUAAGCGCUCAAUAAAUACAAUUGGUGUUGAUGAUGAUGAUGAUGAGAGAUUUGGGUUAAACUUUAUAUUGAUUAUUGCAUUUGGUACUUCCAUUCUGAACAGAUUUCAUAAUGAAGGGCAUGACAUUAAAAUGGAAUCAAUCCAUAAAGAUUAGAUUAGGGAGAAUUUCAGUCAAGUGGGUUCUGAGAA
Molecule: messenger RNA, 1336 nt
Organism: Tachyglossus aculeatus (Australian echidna)
Lineage: Eukaryota; Metazoa; Chordata; Mammalia; Monotremata; Tachyglossidae
Product: membrane-spanning 4-domains subfamily A member 6A-like
Exons: 7
Coding region: 115-954 (279 amino acids)
Biological process (GO): cell surface receptor signaling pathway
Cellular component (GO): plasma membrane
Source: RefSeq, a predicted model, not a curated record